CCCGGGGAGGAGGAAGGCACCGCUCUCGGACGGACGGACGGACGGACCGGCCAUGGCGCUCGGCCUCUCGUGGCGAAUCCUCCUGCCGCUUCUGCUGCUCCGGCGGGCGCUCUCCGCCUCCUUUUCUCCCCCGCGCUUCCCCGAGGCGGGUGGGUUGCAACCCACGCGCGGCUGCUCGGUGCUGCUGGACCCGGUGUCGGCGGAACUGAAAGUCGUCCAAGGCUGGGCACCGGGCGCCGUCGCUUGGGCCAACCUGACCGACGGGAUCCGCGAGAACGGAUGGGCAGCACUGGAAUUAACCACCAAUGAGAAAUAUAACGACAGCAUUCAGGCUUAUGCAGCCGGGGUGGCUGAAGCCGCAGUGUCUGAGCAGCUGGUAUAUAUGCAUUGGAUGAACACCGUGGUUAGCUACUGUGGCCCGUUCACCUACCAGACAGACUACUGCCAAAAGUUGAAAAAUUACAUCGAAGCCAACUUGAAUUGGAUGGAAGAACAAAUGGAACAGGCAGGAAUGGAUUCUGCGUAUUGGUAUCAGGUUCGCCUUGUUCUGCUCCAGUUGAAAGGCCUCGAGGAUGGGUACAAUGGUCAGAUUUCCUUCCCGACGGGCAGAUUCUCUAUCGCUCCUUUCGGCUUUCUCUUGUUCCAGCUGGGGGGUGAUCUCGAAGACCUGGAAUCAGCGUUCAAUAAACCCGAAGAGAAGGAUAAUCUUGGUUCAGGCUCCUGCUCAGCGCUCAUCAAACUUUUACCCGGCCAUCAGGAACUUCUGGUUUCACACGACACGUGGAAUAAUUACGAAGCCAUGUUGCGCAUUCUCAAAAAAUACACCCUGCCCUUCCGGACUUCACUUCGCAGUGACACCACAAUUCCUGGUCACACCCAAGCUUUCUCUUCGUAUCCAGGCGCUAUUUUUUCCGGCGACGAUUUCUACAUCUUGAGUAGCGGAUUGGUGAGUCUGGAAACAACCAUCGGAAACAACAACAAUAAGCUUUGGAAAUUCAUCAAACCUGACAACAGUGUGUUGGAAUGGUUGCGUAACAUUGUGGCUAACCGUCUUGCAAGCACUGGGGCAGAAUGGGCGACCAUCUUUGAGAAGUUCAACAGUGGCACGUACAAUAACCAAUGGAUGGUUGUGGACUAUAACACUUUUGUCCCAGGUGUGGUUGCUCCCCAACGUGGCCUCCUGACUGUGCUGGAACAGAUUCCGGGAAUGGUAAUUACUGCCGACAUGACCAAACUUUUGUACCAAGAAGGCUACUGGGCAAGCUACAAUGUGCCGUAUUUCCAAGAGAUCUUCAACACCAGUGGUCUCCCGGCACUAGUUCAGAAAUAUGGGGACUGGUUCACCUACGAAAAGACUCCCCGGGCACAAAUUUUCCGGCGCAACCAAACUCUUAUACGGGAUAUGGAUUCGAUGAUCCGACUGAUGAGGUUCAACAACUUCCCUCAAGAUCCUCUCUCCCAUUGCCAAGGCUGCAACCCACCCCAGAAUGGAGAAAAUGCCAUCGCUGCCCGCUCCGAUCUCAAUCCUGCCAACGGGACAUAUCCCUUUGGGGCUCUCCACCAGCGUAGGCACGGGGGCACUGAUAUGAAGGUGACUUCUUUUGAAAUGAUGAAGAACUACAGCUUCCUGGCUGCCAGUGGGCCUACUUGGGAUAACCUUCCUCCUUUCCAGUGGAGCUCUUCUCCGUUUUGCAAUAUAUCCCACAUGGGACAGCCGGAUCUCUGGAAAUUCUCGCCCAUCCAAGUUCGCUGGGACUGAGUUUUCCCAAGACUCAGGCUUGGAUUGUGAGCCUAAUUCUAGCUACCUAUAUGGAGCUUUUUGGGGUGCAGAUUCCACCCAGGGGCUGGCUUUCUUGAAAGAAAGGGGCAAGCUUUCUCGCUUUCAUUCUCAACAGCUUGAGCAGUUAAUAAUGAAGAAAAAUAACCAGCAGGGGUUUGAACGCUGCCAUUCGGUACAACAAUGGGAUAUUGGAGGAAUUUCACUAAAUGAACCGUGGUGAGUCAAAGGGCUGGCUGUCAUUUCCCCCCUCUUUGCAUUGAAUCCGCUCUGCAGCCAAACCUCCAUUUUUAAAAAAGAAAAGUUAAACAGAGGGCGUGCCUUCAAAGUCCCCGUUGUGUAGCCAUGCAAAAUUUCACCAGGAUUUAAAAUUGGAGAAGUGCUUAUAGAGGCAAUCAAAACAAAGUA
This is a messenger RNA of Notechis scutatus (mainland tiger snake), 2185 nucleotides long. RefSeq names its product phospholipase B domain containing 2 (gene PLBD2). NCBI's taxonomy places the organism in Eukaryota, Metazoa, Chordata, Lepidosauria, Squamata, Elapidae. The record is from RefSeq and is a predicted model, not a curated record. Gene Ontology annotation, molecular function: glycerophospholipase activity. Gene Ontology annotation, cellular component: extracellular region. Gene Ontology annotation, biological process: phospholipid catabolic process.